UGACCGGACGGGGGCGUGGCCUCCGCCCGGCGGAGCGGGCGCGUCCCGGCGGCGGGAGCGGCGGGGCUGGUCCGGACCGAGCCGAGCCGAGCCGAUCCGAACCGAGCAGAGCCGAGCCAGGCCGAGCCGAGCCGAGCCGAGCCGGGCUCUGCCGCCGCCCGGCCGGCUGGUGACAAGCGGCGGCGGGAGACAGAGCGCUCGUCCCCAUGUGGCGGACGCUGGCCCUCGCCUCCGCCUUCUUCCCGGGGCUCUUCAUCCUCUGUAUCCGGUUGCUGCGCUGGGCCGCCCCGGGAUGGAGCCUCAAGGAUCGCAUCCUCCUCAGCGGCAGGCUGGUGUCAACGGUCCAAGCCACGAUGGCAACGGUGUCAGGGAUCACGGUUGUCCUCAGCUGCAAGGACGUGGUGCAUGACAGGCACUGGCUGGCUGUGGAGUAUGUCUGGGUCCUGGUUCCCUACAUGACCUAUGACAUCUAUGUCAUGUACCUGUGCCACUGGCACAAGAGCCAGGAGAAGGGGAUCCUGGAGAAGAAGCACUCGCUGGCCAGCGUGUGGAGCUUCCUGCUGCAGGAGAGGCUGAUGGUGACCCACCACCUCUUCAUCCUCAUCGUGCUCACCCCCAUCACCCAGCAUUUCAGGGGAGAGCUGGGGGACUUCUUCGUGGGCUGCAUCUUCACAGCAGAGCUGAGCACACCUUUUGUAUCCCUGGGCAAAAUCCUCAUGCAGCUCAAAAUGCAGGACACCCUCCUGCACAAGGUGAACGGGAUCCUGGUCCUGGUGACCUUCUUCCUGUGCCGCAUCCUCCUGUUCCCGUUCAUGUACGCGGCCUACGCCCGCCAGGUGGGGAUCCCGCUCUACCUGGUGCCGUUCCGCAUCCCCCUGCACUGCAACAUCGCCAACGCCUCGCUCAUCGCCCCGCAGCUCUACUGGUUCCGGCUCAUCUGCCGCAAGGCCGCCCGCCUCUACGGCGGUUCUCCCGCCCACCGGAGCCGAUAACGGGGCUGAGAGCGGCACAGGGGCGGCCCCGGCGCUUCCCCCUGGAAGCAGCUCCGGUCUCCAGCGCCGUGCAGGCAGCGCCAGCCUGGGCUAGGAAGGCUUUCCUCCCACACCAGUGCCUCGUGUGCCGGGCUGGAAGCACGACAUUCCUUCUGGGAUGCAGCUCUGCCGAGCCGAGGGUUACACGAGAGGAGUUUGCUCCUUGUUCCAGCCCCCCCGGCGCUGACACCGGACACCGGCGGGCAGGAGCGGCCGGCAGCAGGGACGGGGAGCUGUGCCCGAGCUGCAGCACAGCUCUGCAGAGCCCUUCCUGACCUCACUGACUGCAGCUCUACACUACAGCCUUGUCUGGCCUCUGACCUCCCACGUGCACCUCACCUGCUGCUGCUGCUGGGCUCAAGCUCCACUCAACCCGAGGGUGCUUUUCACUACAGCUGUCUGCCAGUCCUGGGGGAACUCCUGUGAUCCCUGCAGGGCUGCAGGGCAGAAGCUCACGCCACGACAGGGGAAUGAUUCUGCUGUCUCAGGAUGGGGACAGGAACCUGCCAAUCCGUGUCUCACCAACACACAGGGCACUGUGCAGAGCCCUUCCUUGGCAGGGGGUGCCAUUUUCCCUCCCCUAACCACAGCUGCUUUUAUCUGGCCUGCAUCCCCUCAGCAGGUAUUCAAAACCAUCUGGCACACCCUGCUCUGCUCUGCCCUCCAGCUGGCACCACCACGCCCUGGCAACACCUGUACAGUGGAACCCUCCUGCCCCAUCCCACCCCCCAUGGGGCUGCCAGGGACACAACUGGGGCUGCACAGAAGGAACCAGCAACCCCAGAGCAGGAUGCCGAGCUGUCCCUCACCAGUUCAGCCCAUUUCCACUUUUAACCACAGCAAAAUGGGUACAGGCUCCCCAGCUCGCCCUGCACCACAGGGUGUGAGCAAUCAGACCACAGCCGAGUUCAUUCCCUGCAGCCAGCACCAGCCACCUCCUCCUGCAGCCUGCUGUGCCUGCUCCAGGGCAGGGAACUGGCACAGCCCCAUGCCCAGAGACCUGUGACCACUCUGUGCCUUCCAUUCUGUCUGAAACCAGCAGCCAGGCUCUGGGAAACAUGGAUCUUUUGGGUGUUGGAUCUCAUCCCAACCACGGCUGCUCUUCUGGGUCUCUUCCGACCGGUGGAUGUUGUUGCAGAGACUCUGCAGUCACAGUAACCAAAGUCACAGUAACCACCGAGACCAGCUGACGUUACAAACCGCUUGCAACUCCUUACAGAUGUUGUAUCUCACUGUUUUCAUUGCGAAAAAUGUGCCUUAUGUAAGGACAAAAAAAUUCCAGCCAAUGAGGCACCUCAGUUUGCACUAACACUGCCCUAUUUACUAUCAGGAGACCAAUAAAGAUUUCCUCUCUGAGUCACACCA
This is a messenger RNA of Oenanthe melanoleuca, 2396 nucleotides long. It is a transcript of the gene TLCD3A, whose product is annotated as TLC domain containing 3A. Gene Ontology annotation, biological process: lipid homeostasis. NCBI's taxonomy places the organism in Eukaryota, Metazoa, Chordata, Aves, Passeriformes, Muscicapidae. Gene Ontology annotation, cellular component: membrane; endoplasmic reticulum. The record is from RefSeq and is a predicted model, not a curated record. Bases 207 to 992 code for a protein of 261 amino acids. The transcript is spliced from 5 exons.